AGGGACACAGGCGGGGCUUCUUUCUCUGGGAAUGACAGAACUGCCUCCCAGGCAUCAUUAUAAAGCAGGUUGUCUAGACUGGGGCCAGGCCACUGUAACACUGUCCCCUCAACCUCUUUGGCUGCUUUCAACGCCAUCAGUCCCACACAGCCCAGCCAUGACAUCCUACAGCCGAGUGGCGCUGGUCACUGGGGCCAACAGGGGCAUUGGCUUGGCCAUCGUGCGCAGCCUGUGCCAGCAGUUCCCGGGGGAUGUGGUGCUCACGGCGCGGGACGCAGCACAGGGUCAUGCAGCCGUGCAGCAGCUGCAGGCGGAGGGCCUGAGCCCGCGCUUCCACCUGCUGGACAUCUGCAACCGGCAGAGCAUCCGGGCCCUGCGGGACUUUCUGCUCAAGGAGUAUGGGGGCCUUGACGUGCUGAUCAACAACGCGGGCAUUGCCAUCAAGGAUGAUCGCACAAGCUUACAUUUGCAAGCAGAAAUGACAAUGAAAACCAACUUUUUUUGUACCCGAGAUGUCUGCACGGAGCUGCUGCCUCUAGUGAGACCCCAAGGGCCAGGGGCCCCUCUCCCAGGACUACACACUUAUCAGUGGCCAUCGGUGCUUCUCUCCGUGGCACAACCGCCUCUUCCUCUUCUUGGACUCUUCAGUCCAGCUGUCCCACAGGCCCUUCACUUGCUCCCAGCCCCUCACGCCUGCAGAUCCCUGAGCAUGGCUUCCCGCCCUCUGCCCUCCCCGCCUGUGUCUAGUGUGAUCUUAUUCCAGCAAACACAGCCUUCUCCACCCCCAAUUUAUUAUGCCUUCCAAAACCCUGUCAGCUGCCUAGAACUUAUCCAGAUCUUGUGACACUCAAUUAUCUGUUACUGUCAGUCAAUGUUGUCCUAACACACACCACACCCUUAGAAUCCUCCUUACGUAAUACAUUUUGAAAUACACUCACGCUUACCCAAACCUUUUGGACUCUGACUUGAUCCGCCCCCUUGGAUGCUAGAGGUCACCAUAACCACCUCCUACUAUCAUUAACCAGACCCAGGAAUUAGCCACCUGAGUUUCUCCCUAGGCCUCCUCCCCCAGCUCUACAACAGAUGCUUGGAUGUCAUUUGAGGCAAUUGGAACCCUAAUAAGGGACCCUCCUAUUGAGGCCACUCCUUCCUGAGCAUUCUCUGUACUCUGCAUGCUUACUCCCUCCACAAAGUGCUUUAGGAGCAAAGUCCAGGCCCUCAGCAUGGCUUCUAGGUCUCUCUCUCAUCUGACCUGCCUUUGUCCCAGCCGGGA
Manis pentadactyla (Chinese pangolin) is the source of this 1273-nucleotide messenger RNA. Its product is annotated as carbonyl reductase [NADPH] 1-like. Gene Ontology annotation, molecular function: carbonyl reductase (NADPH) activity. The transcript has 3 exons. The record is from RefSeq and is a predicted model, not a curated record. The coding region runs from base 32 to 844 and encodes 270 amino acids. NCBI's taxonomy places the organism in Eukaryota, Metazoa, Chordata, Mammalia, Pholidota, Manidae.